GAACGAGUAUACACACCCUCUUCUCCUUCAGCUUGCUCGCCUCAUCACCCGAGCAUCAUGAGCUACAGCCCCAUCGUCCCUAUGCCCCAUGGACGUUAGCCGCUCCUUCGCGGUGUUUGAUCUCCCCAGCUCAGCAUUCAUCAGACCCAUGCUCUUCUUUUCACUUUCCUUUCUAGUACAACGGUCAAUACCUGGUUCUAGAUACACAACCUGGGGUCAGUGUUGGUGAACUGGGAUGGUGGCAUGCAGACGAUGUAUUCCCCCGGCACGCUGUUUUGGGCUAGGAGGGGGGUGCGAUUAAUUAGCUUCCAUGUUGGAUCAACAGCUGCAAGGCACUGCCUUGCAGCUGCUUGGAAUACAGGGGUUGAUAUAAGGUUGGGUUUAGGCAACGACAAUCACACGCUUGCGUGUGGUGCCCAUAACGAGCGAAUCGGAGAGCGUCUUAAGUUAUGGGUUCUUGACUGGUUGAUAAGGUACGCCGGGUAGUAGUGUGUUUCUUG
Messenger RNA from Didymella exigua CBS 183.55, 500 nucleotides. RefSeq lists its product as uncharacterized. The transcript has a single exon. Bases 253 to 486 code for a protein of 77 amino acids. NCBI's taxonomy places the organism in Eukaryota, Fungi, Ascomycota, Dothideomycetes, Pleosporales, Didymellaceae. The record is from RefSeq and is a predicted model, not a curated record.